GAAAAGGAUAAAACAAAUAUGAAGUCAUGGAUGAUAUCAAAAGAGGAAGUUAAUGUUCCGCAGCCACUGAUUCAUUACCUUUCACAUAAUACCUCUUGUGUUGCUGGUGUGAUUGAUGAAUUUCAAAUGAAGCAACGUUAUAGAGGAGUAUCUGGUCAGUUUGGUCAGAACUUUGUUCUUGAUUUUUCAUCUCUCAAGUGGAUUCAUCAUGAUCAUAGGAUGAUCUUAGCCAGUGAAAUACGAAAUUUAGUUGUAACGAACGGUAAAAGUCGCCGUCCGUUCCACUUGCAUUUUUGCAGUUAUUUGGAAAACGAAUCUAUGUUACCUUUGAUUAAAUAUCUAGAAAAGGGCCUACUUAACUCUGCUGUAACACUAACAGCAGACAGCUACUUAAAUAAGUUUUUGAGGAAAGACAUAGUUUAUUUGACACCUCAUUCUGUCAAUAAAAUUAAAUACAAUCCUGAAGAUAUUUAUGUAAUUAGUCCAUACCAUGAGCGUAGGUAUCAUGUUCCCCGGCGCGAUCGUGGCAUCAGAACAGCCACAUUACCCUACGAUUUUAAGUGGCGGCAGGGAAAUACCUGGCUGUCACUCCCAGAGAUCCAUCAACUUCUCACCUCGUGGAAAGAGCUUAAGGGUCAAAGGGAACAAAAAAUAAAAUUUAAGACAAAAAAGUAAAAACAA
Molecule: messenger RNA, 681 nt
Organism: Frankliniella occidentalis (western flower thrips)
Lineage: Eukaryota; Metazoa; Arthropoda; Insecta; Thysanoptera; Thripidae
Product: tRNA methyltransferase 10 homolog B-like
Exons: 4
Coding region: 19-675 (218 amino acids)
Biological process (GO): positive regulation of mitochondrial translation; mitochondrial tRNA 5'-end processing
Cellular component (GO): nucleus; nucleoplasm; mitochondrion
Molecular function (GO): tRNA binding
Source: RefSeq, a predicted model, not a curated record